This is a messenger RNA of Ceratitis capitata (Mediterranean fruit fly), 4001 nucleotides long. RefSeq names its product tubulin-specific chaperone D (gene TBCD). NCBI's taxonomy places the organism in Eukaryota, Metazoa, Arthropoda, Insecta, Diptera, Tephritidae. Gene Ontology annotation, biological process: adherens junction assembly; tubulin complex assembly; microtubule cytoskeleton organization. The transcript has 8 exons. Gene Ontology annotation, molecular function: GTPase activator activity; beta-tubulin binding. Bases 121 to 3768 code for a protein of 1215 amino acids. The record is from RefSeq and is a predicted model, not a curated record. Gene Ontology annotation, cellular component: lateral plasma membrane.
AAACAAAAAAAUUACGUAGAUCGAAAAAAUUCAUCAUCACACUCAGCAGCCGGCUGUUAUAAAAAACUAAAAUAUUACCAAAAAUUUUCAGUGAAAAAUUCAAAUAACUUCUGUCUCAAAAUGCUGCAAUGCGAAGAACUGAAGGACGAUGAAGGUCCCUCGAAUACGCUGGAACAGUUUACAGAAUUAGCGCAAGUUCUCGAAAUGAUCGAUACAAUGAAAGCCUGUGAUGCGUUAGGCUUUGAAAAAGAUUAUGAGCAGUAUACGCAGGUUUUGUCGAGAUAUCAAGAGCAACCGCAUUUACUUGAUCCACACUUGGAUGUGUUAUUAGAGCGGCUGCUGGCAAAGGUUCGCAACAGGGCGUUGUCAGAUGGCGAAAUACAUGCCGCCUUUAAAUAUUUGUAUAUUAUUAGUAAAGUACGCACCUAUAAAGUUUUGGUGAAAUUUUUGCCGCAUGAAUUGAGUGAUUUGGAAUUUGCAUUAGAAAUGCUUGAGCGACAAAAUCCACAAGAAUAUAAGCACUGGGAGACGCGUUAUAUGCUCUUGCUUUGGAUGUCUAUAUUAGUUUUGAAUCCCUUCCAUAUGUCACGUUUGGAUGCAUAUGCCACCGUAAGCAAUGAAUCAACUUCAACUGGGAAUUGUGUUGACGCCACAAAUAGCACGCUGAAUCAUACUCAUGGAAAAUCAAAAAUGGAAAGAAUUUUUGAUCUCUGUCAAUUGUAUUCUGCCACAAAUGAUACAUGCAGCAACAUUGCGGCAUAUUUGGCUGCAAAAUAUUUAGUACGCGCUGAUAUAAAAGACGUUUAUCUGGAACGUUACCUUGACUGGGUAAUGAGUCAACAUCAAACAGAGACGGGGGAUGCUAAAUUUGGAGAAUUAGCUGCCAUCUCCGCAAUUUUGAAGCAUGGUAAGCGCGAGGAUCUCCUACCAUAUGCAGACAAAUUAUUGAAAUGGAUUGUGGGACUUCAGUAUAAGGAUAGUAAUGAUUUUUUAAAGUACAAGUGCUAUAUUAAGAUUGUACAGCGUAUAGGUUUAGUGUAUUUGAAACCACGGUUGGCAGGUUGGCGAUACAAGCGCGGUACACGUUCAUUGGCAAUGAACUUAAAUAAGACUACUGAAUCUACCGCUGGCGAUAAUGCAGGCAUUACUGACAAUGACGCCGAAAAUGAAUUCCUUGAUGGUGAAGAAAUUAUAGUUCCCGAUGCUAUUGAAGAAGUUAUCGAAGAGCUAUUACAAGCUUUGCGUAGUGGAGGUAGUGAUAUACGUUGGAGCGCAGCCAAAGGUAUAGGACGAGUCACAAAUAGACUCUCGAAGGAGUUAGCUGACGAAGUGAUUGGCUCUGUUAUUGAUAUACUAAAUCCGCUUGAGCCGCAUGAAGCGUGGCAUGGCGCCUGCCUUGCGCUAGCUGAACUCGCUAAACGUGGUUUACUUUUGCCACACCGCUUGCGAACGUUAGUACCGCUUUUAAUGCAGGCACUAUUCUACGAUGAAAUGAAAGGUUACAUGUCAGUUGGCCAGCACAUACGAGAUGCCGCAUGCUACAUGUGCUGGGCAUUUGCACGCGCUUACAACCCAGAAGAUUUUCAACCUUUCGUAGAACAAAUAUCUUCCGGCUUGCUAACGGUAGCCGUAUUUGAUCGUGAAAUAAAUUGUCGACGUGCUGCGGCUGCUGCUUUUCAAGAAAGUGUCGGUCGUUUGGGAAAUUUUCCGCAUGGCAUAGAAAUCUCAACGGCCACCGAUUUCUUUUCCGUGGGAUUGCGACAAAACUCAUACUUGAAUGUAGGUGAUUAUAUAGCACAAUUUGAGGAGUAUCAGAAACCAUUGAUCGAUCAUUUAGUAGAGAGAAAAGUAAACCAUUGGGAUACGACAAUACGUGAAUUGACGGCUAAAGCUUUGCAUAAGCUAACAUACCGUGCGCCUGAAUAUAUGGCCACAGUGGUAUUGGGACAACUUUUUGGCAAGACUGAAUCCAUAGAUAUCAAUAUGCGGCACGGCACUGUGUUGGCUAUUGGUGAAAUAACUUUGGCUUUGAGCCAGUUAGAAAAGCAACAAGAAGGCAUUGAAUGUAAAAGAUUGAUCUCCAAUCAAUUGUUAACUGAUCUCAACGAGCUGAUGGCAAACUAUGCACGUCGCGAUAUGUUUCGCGGUAUGAGCGGUGAAAUUAUGAAACAUUGUUGCACAGAUUUCAUCAGAAAUUGUAGUUUGGCACGCAUUGAGACAACAACUGUGUGCAUAGAAUCAUGGCAGUACAUCAUAGACAAAUGCUUGCUAAACAAAGCACCAGCCAUACGUGAGGGUGCCUAUGCAGCUUUUGCAGAAGUCUGUCGUUCGUAUUAUAAGGAUGACGAGCAUGCUGUGGGCAAUUCUGAAAUUAUUCGUUGUUAUCUAAAGGGCGCCGAAAAUAACAUGGAAGAGCACAUACGCAUGGGUUAUAUAAGCGCUUUGGGCGCAUUGCCUGAUUUCAUGAUCAAAACCAGUUUGGAUGAUAUACUUGAAAGUCUGAUUAAGCAUUCGCUUACACCAACCCAGGCUGUUAUCACAACGGGUGAUAUGUUGAACCAACAUGAGAAUUUGGCAACGGGUACUUGGAGUGAAGCGCGACGUGAUAGUGUUAGAGCUCUCAGUAAUGUAGUGCAUACAGUGGGAUUUGAUAGGGAGAGCAAAGUCUCUUUUGGCAAUCCCGAAUACUUCAAUAAAGUGGUUGAUUGCUUUCUGAAAGCUUUGGAUGAAUACACAUUGGAUAAUCGUGGCGAUAUUGGCGCAUGGGUACGCGAGGCAGCCAUGACAGCAAUAUAUGAGCUUAUCACAAAAUGUCCGAAAGAUUUACUGCAACCAGAGCAUGUGCAUAAUAUAAUAUUGGGCUUCAUGCAACAGGCUGUUGAGAAAAUAGAUCGUACGCGUGGUCUUGCUGGUCGUCUUUUCUGCCAAAUAAUUACCACCACACCAUUCAUUCCGCACAUACGCCACCAUGACCGUUUACUUAAAAUAUUUCCUGCUGAUUUUAAUAGCAUAUUGUGGCUUUUCGCCGAUCAGACAUUCCCAUUAUUCUGUUCCUUGCUCGAAUCGCCCGAUUACUCGCAGCGAGUAUUACUCGGGUUAAGCGCAAGCAUUGGUCAGUUGACUGAAUCUUUGAUAAAAUACUCUUCGGCAGCAUUAUUUGAAUUUUUACGCACACAUCCUUCAGAAGUGCCACGCUUAUGCAAGGAAAUAGUAUCCAAUUUCCAAGAGAAUCUCAUGAAAGAGCGCGUAACAUAUCCGAUGCUGAACUUUUUGGAUAUUUUAAUAAGCUCAGGCACCAUAAACGUAGUUUUAUUGGACGAGACAAAUACUUUUGGUGAAGACAUCUAUCGCCUGCUGAAUCUGGAAACUAAGGGGCACAAAAAACUCUACAAACUUGUAUCGAGCAUAAGUGUAUAUUGCCAACUGGUGCAAGUGCCACAUCUUUACAAACGCAUUCUGUCCAAAAUGUCGAUAUUUCUCGGUCUCACUCAUGUGCAUGUGCGCAAGACGAGUGCUACAAAAUUAUACGAGGCGUUGGCAUUGCACGGUGAUACUUGUGACAUUCCCGAAGAAAAUAUGGAUGAGAUAUUGAAUUUAUUAUCUGAGACGGAUUGGGGCUCACCGUUAAUUACGGUGCGUCCCAUACGUAAUCAGCUAUGCGAAUUGAUGGGUAUUAAACCGCCAGUUAGUGGGGUAGCAGGCGUAAGUUCCGAUGCGGCCAGUGUUGCUGAGGUGGGUGCGAGUGCUGCAUUACAUAUUAGAAAUUAAAUUAUUGUGGAUAAGACAUACGAAUGUGAUUAUUCCUAAAUUGAAUGAUACAUUCAAGAGCCGCAAAGCGUGUAGGGAGAGCUGCACUUUCCCGUAAAGUAUUCGAAAUUUUUCCUUUUUUUACAGAUGGAGGUUUAACUAGUGAAUAGAGUGCAUUGCUAAAAAUUAAUUAUAAUGCAUUGCUUGCGAAUAAGCAAAAAAAAAAAAAAAAAUAAAUGUUGCUAAAUAACACA